UGAAAAAAAUUAUAUUUUUUUUAAGUUGGCAGUCCAUUUUUUAUGCGCAUGCGCGUUGAAGUAUAGCGGCUUACAACUUACAAUUAGUUCGACUAAUAAAAGUAUGUCUGUGUGUGUGUGUGUGUGUGUGUGUGUUAGAUUAUUCUUAAAAAUUAUCUCAUUUCUUUUUUUUUUAAUAAUUCCUUUAGAACGUUUAUUUUAGCGCUCAUAAUAUUUCUUACACACAUAUGGCUUUGUGCCAAGCGUGCGCACAAAAACCGGUCUGACCUAACGUCGCGGGAUCGAGAGAGGCACCCUAGAAGUGCACAAAGAAACGUGAUAAGAAAAAAAAAGAUUAUCGAGAGUUCAACACACAAGGAGAAAGCCAGAGAGAGAGAGAGAAAGAAAGAAAAAGAGUAAAUAAACGAAACUACGCUACGCGCUGUCAGCCAGUCAGCUGAUUCGCGUUCGCCAGCAUUUCGCGAUACAGCGGCUGUUUGCUUUGGCUUUGGCGCUGCUAGAUUGUACAUACACGUCCAAUUAUUUAUCACCCGUGAUAUGCUGAGGUUUCGGAAAUUAUUUCCACAACCCUGCUCAAUCAUAGCAAUGGUGCACGUGGGAGCGCUCCCUGGUUCAAAAUAUAAAUGUAUGUAUGUGUGCGUCAGGAACACCAAGGUAUAAAGGCUGCACCGAGAAGGUCGUGGAAAAUGCAACGAAAGAAGCAUUAAUGUACGCGAAAUAUAAUGUGGAUGGCAUACUGAUUGAAAAUAUGCACGAUAUUCCCUAUGUUAGGCAAAGAGAUCUGUCACCGGAGAUCACAACUAUGAUGACAAGAAUUUGUUCGGAAGUUAGAAAAGUUGUGCCGCAAAAUAUCGCAUGUGGCGUUCAGAUUCUUGCAGGGUGCAACAGAGAAGCGAUCGCGGUUGCCAAGGCUACGGGAUUGCAAUUUAUUAGAGCCGAAGGAUUCGUCUUCUCCCACAUAGCCGAUGAAGGCUUUAUUGAUGCAAAUGCCGGAACUUUAUUAAGAUAUAGAAAACAGAUUGACGCCGACAACAUUCUCAUUUUCGCUGACGUCAAGAAAAAGCAUAGCUCGCACGCGAUUACUUCCGACGUGAGCUUGUUGGAGACGGUAAAAGCUGCGGAAUUUUUUUUAGCCGAUGGCGUUAUAUUAACCGGUAAUGCAACCGGAGAGGAAGUAAGCGUAAGGGAUCUUUCAGAAGUGCGGAAGCAUGUCGUGGCGAGGCUGCCGUUGCUGAUCGGCUCGGGCGUGACAUUGGACAACGUGGACAAUUACGCGAACGCGGCGGACGCGCUGAUUGUGGGAUCAUACCUGAAGACAGCCGGCCGAUGGGAGAACGCGCCCGAUCCGGAGAGAGUCCAGGCCUUUGUCGGACAUUUAAAAGGCCAACAGCGCCUAUGACGACACGCAAUUCUGUAGGCAGCGCGUGAGGGAGCCAGCCGGAGACCGGCAGCUGUUCGACCAGCUGAGCGAGCUUCGAUUGUCGCCGUCAGGGCUGAAUAUCGCGCAUUCGCGAAGCUGGCACUUUGGUGCCUCCGGAAACCACAGAGACGUACGGUACGAAGAAAAUAAAUCUCUGUAUAUUGUAUCAGCAAAAGAGACAUAAAACUGUUUUAGCUUGGAAAAGCGACUCGUUCUAAAAUUCGUCGGGCUUUAAAUUUGUCAUUGUUAACGAUGUGUUAUGCAAAGUUGAAACUUCGACACAAAAUCUUGCGAAAGGUAGACGAGACAAGUAGUUUGCAAAACGAAUUACGAAACGAGGAAAUGCAAUGCGACGGUAUUUAAAGAUUUGAUACGAUUUUCCAAGAAAGAAAGAAAUAGAGUAAGAUU
Molecule: messenger RNA, 1828 nt
Organism: Camponotus floridanus (Florida carpenter ant)
Lineage: Eukaryota; Metazoa; Arthropoda; Insecta; Hymenoptera; Formicidae
Exons: 6
Coding region: 632-1399 (255 amino acids)
Source: RefSeq, a predicted model, not a curated record